AUGCAGUUCGCCACUCUCAUCGCCUCCACCCUCGCCCUUGCUGGCAGCGCUUUUGCUGGUGAAGGAGCCUCCGCCAUACUCAACAUUGAGUCGUCUCACGGCGGAGCUGGCACCGGUCUCCGAAACCAGACUAUUAAUGUCGGCUUCGGCGGUGUCUACAACGGAGACCCCGUCCUCAAGGAGGUCUCUACCAUAUACCUUACUGGUACCACCGGGGAUAUCCCGAUAGAUGAUGUUAUGUGCUUCAGCUACAAGAACACCGACGGAACGGGUGACCACAGCACCGCCAUUACCUCCAAGACGCCGGCGCGCCUCUCGACGAACACCGUCGUGGUUGGCAGCAUUGUUUGCAAAUGGGGCAAAUAA
This is a messenger RNA of Annulohypoxylon truncatum, 366 nucleotides long. RefSeq lists its product as uncharacterized. Bases 1 to 366 code for a protein of 121 amino acids. The transcript is spliced from 2 exons. Lineage: Eukaryota; Fungi; Ascomycota; Sordariomycetes; Xylariales; Hypoxylaceae. The record is from RefSeq and is a predicted model, not a curated record.